Fomitiporia mediterranea MF3/22 is the source of this 2104-nucleotide messenger RNA. RefSeq lists its product as uncharacterized. Gene Ontology annotation, molecular function: FAD binding. Lineage: Eukaryota; Fungi; Basidiomycota; Agaricomycetes; Hymenochaetales; Hymenochaetaceae. The record is from RefSeq and is a predicted model, not a curated record. The transcript is spliced from 15 exons. The coding region runs from base 45 to 1919 and encodes 624 amino acids.
UUUACGCGGGGCUGACAUGCGUAUAAAGCACCUUGCCGUCGAUGAUGGUCGUGGCAGUACAGUCUAAGGUCUCUACUGUAGAUGUGCUCAUCGUCGGUGCAGGUCCAGCCGGACUUAUGGCAGCAAAUGCUCUCUCCAGAGCCGGAGUGUCCGUCCGAGUCGUCGACAAGAGGGCUAGUAAGGUCGAAGCGGGCCAAGCCGAUGGAAUUCAACCAAGGACUAUCGAGGUCUUUCAGAGCUAUGGGCUCGCUAACCGCCUGUUGGAGGAAGGGUGCCAUAUUUACUUCUCCGCAUUCUAUGACCCUACUCCGGAAGGCGGAAUUGCGAGAUCAGCCAGGGCUUGUAGAGAUUUGAAAAAUAAAGGGGAGACCGACCUCUCGGGCUCGCGUUAUUCACACUCGGUUACACUCCAUCAAGGUGGGAUUGAAGCUAUCUUCCUUGAUUCUAUGCGAGAGCAAGGGGUACACGUUGAGCGUCCCGUCCAGCCUGCAGUCAUGACGCUGAGUGAAGACGACGCUGAGCUCGAAAGUCCGGAAAGCCACCCUGUGAAGGUUGUCCUGCAUAAAUUAGACACCCCAUCAGGCGAAUCAGAAACCGAAGUCGUCCAUGCAAAGUACAUGCUGGGCUCCGACGGUGCACAUUCUUGGGUGAGGAGGCAACUCGGUUUUACGAUGGAUGGCGAACAAACGAAUUAUGUUUGGGGCGUAGUCGACAGCUUCCCUUCGACGGACUUCCCAGAUAUCCGAAACAGGUGUCUCAUUCAUUCCCUUGGUGGUUCGAUGAUGGUCAUUCCGCGUGAAGGCGAUCUCGUCCGGCUUUACACGCAACUUUCGGAUGAGGACGCUCAAGAAGUGUUGAACGUCAACGGCCGCGUUGAUAUGACUAAAUGGGGACCCGAGAAGUUGCUUGAGAUAUGCAAGAAACAGCUGUAUCCGUACGAGAUCACCUUUCCAGAAGAUAAACUAAGUUGGUGGACGUUAUAUAUCAUCGGACAACGUGUGGCUUCCUCCUACACUAAGAAUGAACGUAUCUUCAUUGCUGGAGACGCAUGCCACACUCACUCUCCGAAAGCCGGUCAAGGCAUGAACGCCAGCAUGAACGACACACAUAAUCUUGCAUGGAAGCUUGCGUAUGUCCUGCGAGGAUGGGCGGAUCGGGGUCUGCUCCAAACUUAUGAGUUUGAGCGACGGAAAUAUGCACAGGAUCUCAUUGACUUCGACAGAAAGUGGUCGAAACUCUUCUCGGGGAAACCACGAACCGAACAAAAUAAAGACGGUGUUUCACAUGAAGAGAUGCUGAAGGCAUAUGAAACAUUCAAUGGUUUUACUUCCGGUACAGGUAUUCAAUAUGCGCCAUCUCCGAUCACGAACGGUAAAUUCCAAGACCUCGCUCGCAACCUGAGAAUUGGGAUGCGUAUGCCACCGCAGAUAAUUGUCCGGGUUGCGGACGCAAGGACAUAUGAGCUCCAAGAUCUUCUACCUUCGGACACGAGAUUCAAGGUCCUCGUAUUUGCGGGCGACCUCGGCUACGAAAGUCAGAGGAUCAAUGUUGACAAAUUUGUGGAGGAGUCGACGGCACCGUCCGGUUUCCUGUCGCGUUUUGGCCGCAGGCGCGGGCCCGAUUCCGAAUGGAAUGAGGUAUUCGAGGUCCUAACGAUACUAAUCGGGGUAAAGGAGUCCGUCGACUACACCUGUGUUCCGUCUGCACUGCGGCCGCAUUGGUCUAAGGUUUUCGUAGACGACAAGGUUAUUGGUAGCGCAGAGGGAGGUAAAGCGUACAGAUCAUUUGGAAUCUUGCCCGAGGGUGCUGUCGUUAUUGUCCGACCCGAUGGAUACGUUGGAAUGAUAGGACCCUUGGAAGAUGCUGAUCAAUUGAGCCAAUACUUCGCAGGAUUUAUGAAACCCGGUUUGUCCACGUAAAUAUCCAUAGAGCUUCGUGAUCCUGCCCCUCCUGUGUUUGCGCUGCUGCUGUCUCUGGUCCGUUCUGUGAUACUCGCAAUUUUAUUCUCUGGUGAAUUACGAACUAAAAUGUAUAAUCUAUUUUUGUCAGUGUGCCCUUCAGACCCAUUUUUCCAGUAAAUUUUAGACUGUUGUUUCCCGAAGCG